Rhincodon typus (whale shark) is the source of this 648-nucleotide messenger RNA. RefSeq names its product sentrin-specific protease 6-like. The transcript is spliced from 5 exons. The record is from RefSeq and is a predicted model, not a curated record. Bases 1 to 648 code for a protein of 215 amino acids. Gene Ontology annotation, cellular component: cytoplasm; nucleus. Gene Ontology annotation, molecular function: SUMO-specific endopeptidase activity. Gene Ontology annotation, biological process: regulation of kinetochore assembly; protein desumoylation; regulation of spindle assembly. NCBI's taxonomy places the organism in Eukaryota, Metazoa, Chordata, Chondrichthyes, Orectolobiformes, Rhincodontidae.
AUGAUCAGUAGCUGUUCGUUUAAUAAUGGGGAAGUCCUGUUGCGAUGCUUGUUGGAGAAGGAGACAUUGUCUGAAGUUGUUGGAUUUGCAAACACUAAAAACAGACUCUUCUGCUUUCAGUUCAGUCUAGACUUCAUCAAGGUCAGUAUGGGAGUACCUAAUGAGUCAUCCCAGGAGGUAGUUUUCAAAGCCUCAGAAUUCACUAUGUGUGAAUGGUGUGGUUCACGUGUGUUACCGGUACUUUUUCUGCAAAUGACACCUGCUGCUUGCCACAAUAUACGAUCGUCCCUCAAAAUGAGCAAAGAAAAGAGCUGGUUUGAUUCUCAGGGGACCACUACUGAUGAACGGUACAUUGUUCUGAUUUUUGAAGCUGUUCCGGAUCCUCAAGCAGCUGAUAUUUUGGAAAGGAUUUUAACUGAAAUUGGCAAAAGGAACAGUAUACUAAACUUCUUUGCCACCAUUUCUUUUCUUGAAGCAAACAGUAGGCUUCUUCUUUUUACACAGACCCUAGAAGAACAUCAUCCAGGAAAUCUGUUGGUUAAAGAGAGCGGGGCUUCCUCCAAAUACUGUUUGAGAAACACUAGCCUUUCAACUGAUGAUGCUUUGGGAACAUCCCAUACUUCCUUUACGGGUCCUAUUGAAAAGUAA